Molecule: messenger RNA, 2010 nt
Organism: Lithohypha guttulata
Lineage: Eukaryota; Fungi; Ascomycota; Eurotiomycetes; Chaetothyriales; Trichomeriaceae
Exons: 4
Coding region: 1-2010 (669 amino acids)
Biological process (GO): dephosphorylation
Molecular function (GO): alkaline phosphatase activity
Source: RefSeq, a predicted model, not a curated record
AUGAAGUUCUUUAGCACCCUCUCAUCCUGCGUGGCGUGCGGUCUUCUUGCAUCGCAAGUCGCUGCUCAGACCUUCCAACGACUUGGUGCCUGCCCAAAAUUGGGUUGCAUCUUUCCACCUGAUCAGGCCGAUUUUCUGCCAGGUCAAUGGUUCGACAUUCGACUCGAAGUUCACGCUCCUCAGAAUGGUAGCGAGCGUGUGUCUUAUGCCCAGCCAGAUGGCAACUUCACCUUCACUAUUGGUAGAGAUGGACAACGUGCUGUUCCAGCUACACAAUUCUUCAAUCUCACAGAGCCACGUCUUGAGACAUGGAACUUCACUUGGUAUGAGGAUCUAUUUGCUCGAGCCGCGAGAACUCCUUCGUUGGUCAGGGUCGCUGGCAAGGCAUACAGAAAGGUCGCUCUGUACGAGCCUGGAAACUACGUUGCAACUCUAACAUACCAAAAUGGAUCCUCGACUGUAGCCAAUUGGACUGUUCGAGACAUCCCUACACAAAGACGGGCAAAGAACACCAUUAUCUUCAUUGGUGAUGGCAUGACCACCAACAUGAUCACAGCUGCUCGUCUGAUGGCUCAUCAGAUGAUCAACGGUAAAUAUCAGACUACCAUGGCUAUGGACCAGAUGCCAGUGCUGGGACACCAGAUGACACACUCCCUGGACUCGUUCAUCACUGAUUCGGCCAACUCUGCUUCAGCUUUGUAUACUGGCCACAAGAGCACGGUCAACGCUCUGAGCGUCUACCGUGACAGCUCCCCAAGCAAUUUUGACGACCCCAAGGUCGAGACUAUUGCAGAACUUUUCCGCGAAAUUUACGGUGGUGGCGUCGGUAUCGUUUCCACUGCCUUCAUUGCGGACGCUACACCAGCCGCCUUGACUGCGCACACAAGUCAGCGAGGCAGGUAUGGUGAGGUGGUUGACUCUUUCCUAAGAGGUAUCACCAACUACACAUGGGUCAACUGGACUGGACCCGAUGUCCUCUUUGGUGGUGGAGCUGAACAAUUCUACCCCAACUCAAGAUCCUUCCAGGGCAGGGACUACUAUCAGGAAUUCCGUAAUGCUGGCUACAAUGUUGUCCUCAACAACACUUCAUUGCAGACGGCUAGCAACAGCUCCAAAACUUUGGGCAUCUUCUCUGUUUCAAACAUGGCCAAGUGGCUGGACCGAAACAUAUACAAGAACAAUCUCAACAUCUCUCGUACCGCUCCAAACGGUGGCAAUGGUUCCGCUACUGACCAGCCUGGUCUGAAAGAAAUGACGCUCAAGGCUCUGCAAAUUCUCCGUGCCCGAAACCCUCAAAACGGGUUCUUCUUGAUGUCUGAAGCUGCAUCCGUCGACAAGAUGAUGCACGUCCUCGAUUAUGACAGAGCAUUGACAGAGCUUCUCGAACUCGACGAUACCAUCAAGGCUACUAUAAAUUAUCUUCGAUCCGUCGGUGAGCUUAACAACACUCAGAUUAUCAUCACCGCCGAUCAUGGACACGGUUUCGACGUCAUGGGUUCGGUGGAUACUCGAUACCUUGCUCAGCAGACUGGGGACAGAAACAAGCGAAAUGCUAUUGGUAUCUACGAGGAGUCAGGUCUGUCACAAUACGUCGUCCCUAAUGCCUCUAUGCCUAUUGGCUCAGACCAAAACGUGGUGUACUCUCAGGGUGUCAACUUCCCGACCAACUUUGAUCCAAGAUACACCUUCUACCAAGGUGUCGCAGCAUUCCCUGACCACCGUGAGGAUUAUACGGUAAACAAACGAGGGCCUAGGGUUCCAGCCCUCAAUAUCACUGGUUUCAGUAGCACUGAUUACUACGUCAAUUACAUCGACGCAGUCACUGGCUUCGUCAUCAAUGGCUCACUGCCAGUCGCUGCUGACCAGGGUGUCCACUCCCUGACUGAUGUGCCAGUCUUUAGUCAAGGUCCUUGCCAGGCUGACUUCGGUGGUGUCUACAACUCCAUCGACGUCUUCUACAAGAUGGCCGGCUGCUUGGGUCUGAGUAGAAGAACACCGCCGAGGCCAUAG